AUGGAGAAUCUGAUAUGUCAUCUCCAGGGCAUGAAUGGUGACCUGCUAACCGGUAUCAUGGCUCGUGUCGAUGGUUCAGACCUGGCCUCAGUUGCUUGUACCUGCUCUGAGCUCCGAGACAUUGCUCGGGACCAAAGCUUGUGGGAAACGUUAUGUCAUUCCAGGUGGCCUUCUACUGCUCUUGAAGAAACAGAACGUCUGAUUUCAGGUUCUGUUCAGGGUUGCUUCGACAAAUUCUACUCGGACGCCUGCCCACUUCUCUUAUAUGAUGAAGUUGCCAAUGCUGAUUCUUGUAAACUGCCGGAAGGCCAGAAAAUAACAUCAUACACUUCCCCUUCUGACCUACUGUCACUAGUUGAUGUUUGUUACAAGAAAAAAUGUGUCCUCUCGAGGAUUUUGGAUGGCAUACCUGAGGCUGUGGAUAUAUUCGAGCUGGGACUCGUUGACAGCAGCUGGGAAAUGAUCGCUGAUGAGCAGCAGAAAUGGUUUCUAAAUUAUCCAUUUAAACUGGAGUUAAUGGACCUUAAAGAUGAUGACAAUGAUGAAGCAUUAGCUUCUCCUCUAUCAUCACUCAAUGAGGCUGGAAAAUCAAGAGAAGAUCAUUGCAAGAAGCUGAUAGAGAAUCUCAGGUUGAGUUGGAUAUUGGUGGACAAGAAGACAGGCAAAUCUGUAAAUCUCUCAAGCUGGAAGCCAUUAUCAGUCCAGAAGGUUUGGCCAUAUCAUGCAACUUAUACGAUGCAAUUUGGCUGCGUUAUACCUGUGGAAGAAAGUUUGCUGCCUCAGAAGCUGGCCAGGUGCAUGGUAACGACUAGAUUCAAGAUGACAGAAAGAGAAGAGUGCCUGCAAUGGAGGGAAAUAAGCAUGAGAAUUGAGAACAUUGAAGGUGCCCAUGUCAAUGGAUGGAGUAGUCUGAUGAUUCUGAAUAAGGCCCUUUACAGCCAGCGCAGUACAAAUCAGUUUAAAGUGGAAGCGGGAUUCAGGAAGUUUGAUAAACAGAAGAAAGAAAUGAGCAGGAGAAGGGAGUCCAAGGAAGCAUUGGCUGACAGACUUUUUACAAUGGAAAAGGGUUUUCCAAAAGUAUUGGGAAAGAUGAGAGAAUUGAUCCAAAGGAGGGAUUUCAGGGAAACAUGGGUUGAGCCUUAUGGAUUCUGUACAUUCAUUCAGAACACAAUACUUCAGUAA
This is a messenger RNA of Dovyalis caffra, 1182 nucleotides long. Lineage: Eukaryota; Viridiplantae; Streptophyta; Magnoliopsida; Malpighiales; Salicaceae. The record is from the annotation of a GenBank genome assembly.